Rosa rugosa (rugosa rose) is the source of this 1094-nucleotide messenger RNA. Its product is annotated as large ribosomal subunit protein bL19c-like. NCBI's taxonomy places the organism in Eukaryota, Viridiplantae, Streptophyta, Magnoliopsida, Rosales, Rosaceae. The record is from RefSeq and is a predicted model, not a curated record. The transcript has 5 exons. Gene Ontology annotation, molecular function: structural constituent of ribosome. Gene Ontology annotation, cellular component: ribosome. The coding region runs from base 137 to 856 and encodes 239 amino acids. Gene Ontology annotation, biological process: translation.
UCUUCCUCCUCCUCUGAGCUCUAAUCCAUCCACACUCCCAUGACCUCUCCUCUCUAACUCUCUCUCUCUCUCUCUCUCUCUCUCUCUCUCUCUCCCUCCAACUCCUCAUUCCCACAAACCCUAAAUUCCCAUAAUCAUGGGCUCCAAAGUCCUUCCUCAGGCUCUGCUAACAAUCCCAAGAAACCCUAACCACUACGCGCCGGUAAAGCUCGGGUUUUCAGCCGCCGUGUCUCGUCGGUCUUUCUUCAAUUCCACUGGGGUUUCGCUCUGCACGGCUUCAUCGAGCUCGAUUAGGUCCAAAUUCAGCCCCAUUGUGGCUGCAAAAUCUAGACGGGGCUUUGCUGUGAGAGCCGAGUCGGAAGGUGAGGCGGGAGCCACCGAGAAUGAAGAAGCUGUUACUGAACCGGCUUCAGAGACCGUGGUGGAAGCUGAAGCAGAAGCAGUUCUGGAGUCUGAGCCUGAGCCUGAGCCUGAAGAAAAGAAGCCGCCGCGGAAGCCUCGUAUCAAGCUCGGUGACAUAAUGGGGAUACUAAAUAGCCGGGCAAUUGAGGCGGCAGAGAAGGAAAGGCCAGUUCCAGACAUUAGGAGUGGAGACGUUGUGCAAAUUAAACUGGAAGUUCCUGAAAACAAGCGUAGGUUGUCUAUCUAUAAAGGUAUUGUUAUUUCAAAGCAAAAUGCUGGCAUUCAUACAACAUUUCGCAUUCGGAGGAUUAUUGCUGGCAUAGGGGUUGAGAUUGUUUUCCCUCUAUACUCACCGAACAUUAAGGAGUUGAAGGUACUUAGUCAUAGGAAGGUCAGAAGGGCAAGGCUGUACUAUUUGAGAGACAAACUUCCUAGGUUCUCGACUUUCAAGUGAGAAAUAGAGAUGCAGCCGUUCUUCGGUUGUUUUUGUGUCAGACUAGUCCCCUGAAUCCUGUCACGUUGUAAGAACUAUAUCCUCGAAUGCAUUUGAUGUCAUGUGUAUCACUUGUCUCCAAUAGUUUUGUUGUAUGUAUCAGUUCUUUCCCUUUUUCAAUUGUUCUUUAAACUCUGCUACUAGAAAGGAAGAAGUUUUUCCUCCAACUAUGACAUCAAACUUUCGACACUGCAUGUAA